GGUUUGAUGUGGUUUUGUAAAGGUAAGAGUACCUUGUGGCGGGGUAAACUCAACGGCCUUUCGGUGGGAUGGGACCGGCUUCGCGGAAGGGCUGAAGAAUUGCCUGAUACAGCAGAGUUUGGGUAUCCAACCUUCGAUGAGGGUGGGGAGAUUCGUGGUGGGGAGGAUCGUGGGGGCGUAGGCGUAUUUCGAGGUUUUGAUGCUCAAAAGUUUGUGGUGAGUCAAUGCCGCCGAGAUCAAGCUUUGCCGGGAUGUGGGAGCGAACGCAGGCUCGGGGCCAUUCUUAUGAUCCAACUUAAGGCGGAAGGUGAAGCCCACCUCAACUUUCCAACAAAGACACAACGCUUCAACCUCAGCACAAAAAGCCGCCAAUUGGUAUUUGCAGCAAUGGCAAAUCUUGGACUAAAUGCAGCGCAGGCUUUACCACGCUUUCUCCUCCCAAAGUUGAGCUGGCAAACGGCCCCAACUCACCAAAUCCGAACGAUAAGCACUGCCGUCUGCAGUUACAAUGGCCUGUCAAAUCAGACAACUCCCUCGUCAAGAGCAAUUUAUGCCAGACAAAACAAGAAUGAGCUCGCUGCACGAAAACCAACUAUACUGCAGAAUCCGGUGCAUCGUCGAGCUUUCCAUGCCACAACCCCAAGGUGGAGAGACCACCACUUCGAUACCUUGAAGUUUGUACAGCGAUUGCAGGAAGAAGGUUUUACAGAGGCUCAGUCAGUUGCUAUGAUGAAAGUGCUUAGCGAUGUGAUUGAAGAAAGGUCAAUUCAAUCAUGAUUCCAAUAGAUUUGAUUGCGUUAUUGACUUUGCGACAGCAUUCAAAACUUGACUCGAACUAUGGUUUUAAGGGAAGACCAAGCGAAAGCAACGUAUACCCAGAAAGUAGAUUUCGCAAAACUUCGAUCAGAACUCAUAUCCGCAGAUUCAACGGAAUCAGCUACGACCCGAGCUUCGCAUGAACGUCUCACGAACGAUUUGGCCAAGUUGAAUGCUAGACUGAGGGAUGAGGUCAGCAGAACUCAAGCUUCUGUAAGAUUAGACUUGAACUUGGAGAAGGGUAGGAUUCGGGAAGAGGCAAAUGUGCAGGAAUUGAAGAUUAAGGAGACUGAAACGAAGAUUGAGCAAGAGGUUGCUGGGCUAAGAGAGAAAUUGGAGGCUGUCAAGUUUCAGACUUUACAAUGGUUGAUGGGUGUUUGUACUGGUAAGUUCAUCAUCAUCUAUGGGGUCUUUUAUACUAACUUUUUCAGGUACCGCCGCACUCAUUCUUGGUGCCUGGAGGCUGUUGAUGUAGAUGUAAAUUAUAUUAGAAGAUGUCUUCAAGAAUACCGAAGGAGCAUCACCAUCUAUUUGACUGAUAGAAGUGCACUAUGGCCAAAUAUACUUGUCUCGUCUGGCAUGGAAGACAGAUAUUCAAGAUCCCCAAAGUAUUAUGACUGAUGCUGGGUAUUUUGGCGUCACUAAAGAACGGCAUAAGUAGCCCUAUUUUUAGGGGUCAAUUCAACACCUAGCUAUUCUCAGAUUACUUCCUACCUUGAGAUCAUACUGGGGAUAAGAAGGAUGGUUCUCUAACUUUGCAAGGGUUUUGCUGGAACUCUGAAAAUAACGUUGGAGGACCCCUAACACAAUUUAUCUUUGGAUUGCAUCCUGGGAUAUGUAAAACUUGCACCCUUCAAACAUCUGUCCAAUGACAAAAGGCGAAAUGGUCUGUGGGAGGAGAUCUAUGUUAUUCACCAUGUCAAGUGUAUGAGUGUUACGACUUGGGGUUCAAGAUACUGUAAC
Molecule: messenger RNA, 1779 nt
Organism: Hymenoscyphus albidus
Lineage: Eukaryota; Fungi; Ascomycota; Leotiomycetes; Helotiales; Helotiaceae
Source: the annotation of a GenBank genome assembly